AUGCCUCGACGCAAGUUCAUUGACAAGAAGAAUGCGACCCAUUUCCAGCUCGUGCAUCGCGCUCAGAACGACCCGCUUAUCCACGACGAAAAUGCGCCAUCCAUGGUGUUUGCAGAGGUUGACAAGCCUCGAAGACCGACCGAAGAUGACUACGCAUACUCCUCAGCAGGUUCGGCCGACUCUUCGUAUCGGAGCAGGAAGACGAAAGAGAGAGGCGAUCUCGAAGAAGAAUUCGGACUGGCAGUGAGGAAGAAUGAGGGAGAGGCAGCGGAGCAUGGCGUAUUUUUCGACGACACUCAGUAUGACUACAUGCAACACAUGCGCGAUCUGGGAAGUGGAGAGGGUGCCGUGACUUGGGUAGAGGCAAAGCCAGCAGCACGAGAGAAGGGCAAGGGCAAGCAGAGACUUGAAGAUGCCCUACGGAAAAUGGAUCUCGAUGAUGGGCGCAGUGUGGGCCAGAGCAGCAUGACCUCCAGCGUGGCGAGAAGUCUACUACCAGAAGAGGUACUACCCAGCGAAUUUGUGACGAAGAGAUCAUACCAAGAUCAGCAGGACGUGCCAGACGAGAUCGCCGGGUUCCAACCGGACAUGGAUCCACGACUGCGAGAAGUUCUCGAGGCGCUUGAUGACGAGGAGUAUGUGGACGACGAGGAGGAUAUCUUUGGCGAGCUUACGCAAGACGGCUACGAGAUUGAGCGCGAUGAGUGGGAGCGACUAGGAGAGCAAGAGCUCUUCGGCAAUGAAGACGAUGGCUGGGAGAGCGAUGACACAAUCAAAGCACCCGCCUCACCUCGUGAAAUGCCGCUUCAGCUCGGUCUACCAGAAGGCGAAGAAGCCGCUCCUCCUGAAGACCCCCAUGCCGUACCCACGGCAGACCCGACAGGAGGCGAUUGGCUUGACGAGUUCAAGAAAUUCAAAAAAGCUGAGAAGAAUGACAAGACUGAGCGAUCAGGUAUACCCGCUGCCCCAUCAAUGCUGAGGUCUUCUGCUGCGCUGUCUUCAUUGGCCGCAGGUCGCAAGAAGAAGCGAAAAGGCGCCAAGACAUCCACCACCAACUAUUCCAUGACAUCUUCUUCACUCGCCCGAACAGAUCCGCUCACUACUCUUGACGACCGCUUUGACAAGAUGGAGGCCGCAUACAGCUUAGCAGAAUUUCCAGAAGAGGAAGAAGACGAGUACAAUGCCGACGCUGGCUCCUUGGCAUCAGGCAUGACCGGUCUUUCCAGAGCUUCGAAGACUAGCAAAUACAGCGCCAUGUCAGGCAUGAGCCGAGCAUCUGGGAUGUCGACCUACUCUCGCGCUGAUGACGAGGAAGCACCAAAACUGGUGCGAAGUGACUUCGACGGCAUCAUGGAUGAUUUCUUGGGCUCUUACAGCACAUCCGGAAAGCACAAGCAACGGGUCAAGCGAGGAGGUCCAAUGACUGGUAUGGCUCAGCUCGAUGAGAUUCGACAGGGCCUGGGACCUGCGAGGUUCACGAGUAGAGCGAAAAGCUCCGCAAAAUAGAGUCAACUCGGAGCACGCUGGCAUGAUUUCUUUCCACUUGAUACCCACCAUAGAUCGAAUUCCAUGAACGCUUCACAACAACUUC
Pseudocercospora fijiensis CIRAD86 is the source of this 1591-nucleotide messenger RNA. RefSeq lists its product as uncharacterized. The record is from RefSeq and is a predicted model, not a curated record. Gene Ontology annotation, biological process: ribosomal small subunit export from nucleus; ribosomal small subunit biogenesis. The transcript has a single exon. Gene Ontology annotation, cellular component: preribosome, small subunit precursor; nucleus; cytosol. Lineage: Eukaryota; Fungi; Ascomycota; Dothideomycetes; Mycosphaerellales; Mycosphaerellaceae. The coding region runs from base 1 to 1506 and encodes 501 amino acids.